GAUGGUUGACUUGGGUGGUUAUUUUGGUGGGCUGACCUUGAUCUUGACUGACAGGAUGCUCAGCUCUAUAAGACGGCCCUGCAGAGAGGAGCAGCACACAUCACAGCAAAUUCAUCAUUCUGUCAACAGGCAAUAAUGGAUUCUCUCUUCAGAGGCACCCUGUGGACCAUACUCAUCCUCUUCACACUGCCACACCUCACCUGCAACAUGCUGUGCCCCGGCAGCUGUCUGUGUAACUUUAAAGGUGCCGUCAAGUGUGUUGGCGACGCCAUCACAGAUAUACCACAUAAUCUGCCCGUCCACACGUACCUGCUGCAACUUAAUGGCACUCAAAUGAACAUCAUCAAUGAGCGGAGCUUGGCUGACCAGGACCUGCUGUUGCGUUUCAGUCUGACAUACAGCCACUUACAUGCUAUCCAUCCCAAUGCCUUCCACGUUGCUCCACAGCUCAAGUCUCUCAAGCUGUCGUCCAACGAUCUCUCUACCAUCUCUGCUCGGGUCUUCAGUCCGUUGGCGACACUGGAGCAACUGCAUUUAGAUGGGAACCAGUUGGAGACCAUAGCUCCGGAUAUGUUUGAAGGACUAGUUAGUUUGCUGGAUCUGGACCUGAGCCGGAACAAACUGACCAGUCCUGCUUCAGAUAUUUUCGAUGGACUGACCAAACUCACCUUCCUGAACCUUGGCAGGAACUCCAUAAAUAAGCUUCCACCAACCAUCUUCCACUCCUUGACUAAUCUUCUCCAGCUCAUGAUCUAUAACAACGAGUUGGAGGAGCUAGAAGCUGGGAUUUUUGAUAAACUUGUUAACCUUGUGGAGCUAAAGAUCCACCACAACCAAAUUACCAUCCUUCCCCCUCAGGUAUUUUGGUCACUGAAGAACCUUAAGACCCUCACCCUCUCCUCCAACCGACUUCAGGCUAUCCCAGAAAAGACCUUCUACAACAUGCCAAAGCUGACCAAGCUCACCAUUUACAGCAACCCGCUAUUAUCUUUACCAGACCAGCUAAUGGGUCACAUGCCUGAUAUGACAGACUUGUAUCUGUAUGCUACUAAUCUCACCACUGUUCCUGGAAAUGUGUUCGCAAACAUGUCAGGACUUUUGAGGCUUAACUUCCAUUUAAACGACAAGCUGAGGGAUUUGCCUUCGGACCUCUUCUGCUGCCUUCCCAAACUCGAGAAGCUGUCAUUGAAAUCCAAUGACCUCCUUUAUCUACAUCCCCAGCUGUUCUCCGGACUAACCACACUUGGCAUACUGCUUCUCAAUGACAAUAAGUUGAAGAGUCUACCAGAUAACAUCUUUCAGGGCCUUGGAGGGGUUUUGACAGUUGAUUUGAAGAAUAACCAUCUCGAGACUCUUUCAGGAGAUACUUUCUUGUCAAAUUCAGUUUUGAAGGCUCUUCAUCUGGGUGGCAACCCCUGGGACUGUACUUGUAGUAUUAGAGGUAUUGCAAAAUGGAUAAGAAAACAUGAGCAUGUUGUUCUUGACGGACAGGAUGUGACAUGUCAUAGUCCUGUGUUACAACUGCUCCGUACCAUUGACUCUCUGCAGGAUGAGGAAUUCAACUUUUGCGAUGCUAAGAUACUCAAGUCAAGUUAUUUGUUCACCACACCAACACCAGUUGUUGCUUCAACCACCACAAUGCCCACCACAAUGCCCACUACAAUGCCCACCACAAUGCCCACUACAAUGCCCACCACAAUGCCUACCACAAUGCCCACCACAAUGCCCACUACAAUGCCCACCACAAUGCUCACCACAAUGCCCACCACAAUGCCCUCCACAAUGCCCACCACAACAUCAGGGACCACUGAAGGCGCUACCCAACAAGUCACCAUCCUUACAACCACUCCAACUACAAAACCACCACCCUCCACCAUCUUAUCCACAAUGCUCCAAACUCCCACCACCAACGAGCCUAACGAGGAGUUUCUUCCCAACACUGAGAAGCCCUCGUCUCAUUACAAGACGGCUAAUUUCUAUGACACACUGGUGAUUGAAGAGGGACCGGAGUUUGUUCACCACAACCUUCACAAGGGCUGGGUGUACGUGUGGUUUCUGCCUUUGAAUGCGGCCUUGACCGGGCUACUCAUGUUCUGCUAUAUCUUUCUUGUGGCUGCAAGCUUGUUCCUAAUUUUUGCUGCCGUGUUUUGCAUGUAUCGCCUCAACAACAGCAUGGAUAAGCUCAAGGCUGAGUGUGCACAUCCUCCAGAGAAGAAAAUGGCUCUGCCCCUGAAGCUUGAAGUGCUCCUUCUUAUCUGCUCUUUCCACACUGUUGUUUGGGCGUGCCCAGAUGGAUGCUUGUGUAAAGGAACCCAAAUCUUCUGCAGAGAGCUCUCAGGCUUCCCCACGAGUGUGCCCUCAGCAACCACAGCCACCUACCUCUCCAAUUGCAGUAUCUACUCCCUGAAACCAGAGGACCUGACUGAUUUUUCUGAUGCACUUGAGAUAUUUUUUAUGAAAGACACAGUUUUAAGGGAAGUACGCACUGGCACCUUUGAUUUAUCUCCGAAUAUGGGUGUCUUAGGGUUUACUACAACUGAAUUACAAGAUCUCCCUGAAGCCUUGUUCCAAAAUCUUCCAAAACUCAAGUCUCUGAAUCUGAAGAGCAACAAGCUCCUGGUACUCCGCCCUAACUGGUUUUUCACGUUGGCAGAGCUACAACUCCUUGACCUCAGCAAAAAUCUUUUCACUUAUGUACCUGUAGAAACUUUUCACCCUCUUGCUGAGCUGCAGAUCCUUCUUUUUUCUGGAAACAAUAUCAGUCAUCUACCUGGAGAGACAUUCAAGGGUCUUUCAAAGCUGAAAACCUUACGGCUUAACAAAAACUCUCUACAGGAAAUACCCCUUGGAAGUUUGGAUGACCUUGGAGAACUGGAGGAACUAUCCCUACAUGACAAUCUAAUCACUCAUCUCCACCAGGAUCUGUUCUCCAAGACUUUGAAACUCCAGAAGCUGUACCUCUCCAACAACAGGCUCAGAUCUCUUCCACAAGGGAUCUUCUUAAACCUACCCAUUCUUUCCCAGAUCUCCUUGUAUGAAAACCAGUUGGAGAGUCUGGGGCCAGGAGUGUUUGGGCCCAUGGCCCUGCAGGAGUUGUGGCUGUAUGACAACAAACUGAGUCAUGUGGAGGAUGACACAUUCAGAAACCUGACACAGUUGCGUCUCCUGAUCCUCAGUCGCAACCAAAUCAGCUCUGUAUCCAUCAGGGCAUUCGGAGGGUUGGAGCAGCUUGGAGAGGUAUCACUUCACACUAAUCUGCUCACAACACUGCAAGCUGGGACUUUCCAAGAUCUGCCGAGUCUGGUCAACAUUUCUUUGGAGCAUAACCUCAUCAGCACCCUACCUUUGGGAUUUCUCCAGGGCGUGAGCAACCUGGGACAGAUAGACCUGCAAAAUAACUCCCUUCUCAAUCUGCCACAAGAGAGUCUAGAUGGGCUCAGUUCAGCAAAGGAGGUUCUCUUGCAGCAGAACCCCUGGAGGUGUGACAGGGAUAUUCUACCACUUAGAAACUGGCUGAAACAGCACCCAUCCAAGGCCAACCAAACGCUUGUGGUGUGUGAAGCACCUUUAAAUCUGAAUGGCGAGGUAAUUGCUCUGCUGGAGGAUAAGAACUUCCUGUCCUUCGGCUCUACAGAGGCCCCUGUGUUGACCUCCACGGAGAAGAGGAGGAAACCACAGACUCCACCAGCGAGACUAAGCACUUCCUCACCUGUAGUCAAGACCACCGCUGCCUCAGAGAGUGGCAGUGAGGAGGUCACCAGUGGUGGGCAAGGGGAGAAGGAUACUGUUUCUAAUGAUAACUCAAUCAUCCUCAUCGUCAUCGCAGUAGUAGCCACUGUCAUCAUCAGCACUGUCAUCAUCGGCUUUGUGUGCUGGAGGAAGAACAAGAGAGGCAGGGGAAAUAUUGGCCGCAGAAACAAGAACUCUGUGCUGUAGAUGAGACCACCCAAUUUUAGCAACCCAAGAACUAUUAAAGCCAAGGGAAAAUGCUAACUGGUUAUUGUGGCUGAGUUGGAAAAUGUGGAGCCCGGAGUUGGUUUAAGCUUCAAAAGCAACAGAAUUCACCACUUCAUUUCAAUUCAGAUGUACCAGCUAAAACAAACAAGUCAACUUUAAAAAUUAAUCAGCUUUCAAUUUAAAUGAUUUUAUUUGUAAUGAAUUUACCAGCCAGUUUUCCCUCAUGUGUGCUGUAAAAAGACAACUGAUAUGGUAUUGACUAAUGGUGAAAACACCACAUUGCCAUCUUGUGGGCAACAUGGACAUUUCGGGGAAUGUAAGCUCAGAGGCUCUGUGUAUUUCUUAUUGCAGACUUAAUACUGCAUUCAGUACUUUGUGAAAUCAAUUUCAAUAGUUGCAGUUUGACAAUGACUCUUUGUGCUAACAAUACUUUUAGGAGACAGGUUUACUUUUUGCAAAACGGCAAUCGUUAAAAAAUAUUUUGACUCGACUGUAACUCAACUCAUACUAUGGUUUCACACUUAAAAUGCAAAAUGUUACUAUACGUUGAAUAAAUGCACUACUUUUAGUGGGAGCAAUCUUA
Gymnodraco acuticeps is the source of this 4540-nucleotide messenger RNA. RefSeq lists its product as uncharacterized. Gene Ontology annotation, molecular function: protein binding. Gene Ontology annotation, cellular component: extracellular matrix. The transcript is spliced from 3 exons. Lineage: Eukaryota; Metazoa; Chordata; Actinopteri; Perciformes; Bathydraconidae. The record is from RefSeq and is a predicted model, not a curated record. The coding region runs from base 136 to 3936 and encodes 1266 amino acids.